Dufourea novaeangliae is the source of this 1391-nucleotide messenger RNA. RefSeq names its product xyloside xylosyltransferase 1 (gene Xxylt). The record is from RefSeq and is a predicted model, not a curated record. Gene Ontology annotation, molecular function: UDP-xylosyltransferase activity. The transcript has 3 exons. NCBI's taxonomy places the organism in Eukaryota, Metazoa, Arthropoda, Insecta, Hymenoptera, Halictidae. The coding region runs from base 142 to 1221 and encodes 359 amino acids.
UUUAACGGGGUUAUUUCUAAUGGAAGAAACAUGUUGAAUAGUUACUCAGUUUAGUCCUUUGACAUCUGAUGAGGAGAGUGGUGCAAUAUUAAACACACGAGAUAUGCACAGAAGAAAUCUGAUCAUGAACGAAUAAUUUAAAUGCUCUUGCUACGCAAGGUGCUAAUCAACUUGACAGUUCUAGCUGUGAUUCUGGUGCUGUUCUAUUGUUAUCAGACAUCAAAUGGUGUACACUGGUCGGUGCACACUGUUCCAGAGCAUGAGAACACCUCGACCACAAAGUCGAACGGUGGUUCCGGGGAGGAUGAGAUCUCGAAAGCACUCCUCGAGGCUGAAAAAGUUUACUACAAUGUCUGGUGCAUAUUCACGAAAGUUGCUAGCAACUCACCGAUGAGGAAGAAGUUUGCGAUUUUCGCAGAGUCUUUGCUUAGGUUAUCCUCCGUCGACAUUGUAUUCCACGUGAUAACUGAUGAGGAUAGUAAAGAUGUUGCAGAAAAGGUUCUGGAAGGGGUCCUGUUGUCUACAGGAAAAUUCAUGAAGGUGCAAUAUUAUGAUGUACACAAACUAGCAUCGCAGCUAGAAGACAUUGUAUCGGUGAUGUCUCCGCAUUUCAGUAGUAAACCGGGAACAUAUUACUCUGACGCUUUAUUCUUCUUGUCUCUGGGUUUGCAUAGAAUAGCUCCAAUCGAGCAGAGUGUGGCUGCAAUGUUCGAUGCUGACACGAAGUUUAGGAAGGAUGUCAAGGAACUUUUUGAAGAAUUCAACAGCUUCGGAGGUCAGGCACUGUUCGGCCUGGCUCCAGAGCUCACUCCAGUUUACAGACAUGUUUUGUAUCUGUAUCGCAACAAACACCCGAACACAUCUUUCGGGGAGCCUUCAAAGUCCAAUGGUUAUCCUGGCUACAAUAGUGGAGUAGUGCUUUUUAACUUGGACAGACUACGAAAUUCUUCUAUUUAUGAUCGUAUCGUUAAGAAGGAAAGUGUUCAAGCAAUGACUGAAAAAUAUCACUUUAAGGGACACUUGGGAGAUCAAGAUUUCUAUACGCUUCUAGGAAUGGAAAGACCUGAAUUGAUUCACACUAUCGAUUGCGGUUGGAACAGGCAGCUGUGCAUCUGGUGGAGAGACCGUGGUUACGCGGAUGUAUUCGGGAAUUAUUCAAGGUGCGAUUCAGAAACGAAAUUGUGGCACGGCAACUGCAAUACCCCAAUACCCGACGAUUGAUACAGAUCAAGAAUAAUUAGUUUCACGAACAUGACAAUGUAAGAUCUCUUUUCUCGAUUAUUGUUAGUGCAAUAAUAAGAUGCAUAGUUUAACCGUACCUGGUGCUGUUCAGAGUGUAGUAUUCAAAAUAUUUUAUCUCACGAUAUAUAGGGAUUCCGAAUCUGUGAUCC